Aspergillus chevalieri is the source of this 423-nucleotide messenger RNA. Its product is annotated as SDR family NAD(P)-dependent oxidoreductase. The record is from RefSeq and is a predicted model, not a curated record. The transcript is spliced from 2 exons. Lineage: Eukaryota; Fungi; Ascomycota; Eurotiomycetes; Eurotiales; Aspergillaceae. Bases 1 to 423 code for a protein of 140 amino acids.
AUGUCGCAGUUUGAUCCAUCCAGAUUAUUCUCGGUCAAUGGCCAGGUUGCCGUCAUAACCGGCGCUGGAAGUGGCCUAGGGCGAGCAAUGGCUCAGGCCCUCGCCGCAAAUUGCGCCUCCAAAAUCUUCAUCAUUGGUCGACGACUCGGGGCAUUGCAAGAGACAGCCAAAGGAGGACCGGACGGCACAAUAAUCCCCGUCCAGGGAGACAUUACAUCAAAGGAGUCCUUCCAAGCAGCCUACGAGACAAUCUCCUCACAGACCGAAUAUGUCGAUCUGUUGAUAGCCAACAGCGGCGUCGUCGAGCCAAACCCAAAGCCCUUAUUUCAAUCCCCCGGCCCCGACACCCGACAACCUCGAAGAGAUCCGAGAGAAACUCUGGUCUAUCCCCGAGGAGGACUUUUUGCUCGUUCUCCAGACUAA